Messenger RNA from Pistacia vera, 1909 nucleotides. RefSeq names its product probable pectinesterase/pectinesterase inhibitor 51. The transcript is spliced from 2 exons. The coding region runs from base 118 to 1788 and encodes 556 amino acids. Gene Ontology annotation, biological process: cell wall modification. The record is from RefSeq and is a predicted model, not a curated record. Lineage: Eukaryota; Viridiplantae; Streptophyta; Magnoliopsida; Sapindales; Anacardiaceae. Gene Ontology annotation, molecular function: pectinesterase activity; pectinesterase inhibitor activity.
ACUAACAAACCAACAAACCCGUGACCCUCUCGUACCCUUUCUCGUGAAUACCUGAAAACAAUCGCUAAUUUAAUCAUAUUCUCAAAAUCAUCCAACAAAUUCCCUUAUAAAUACCCAAUGUCCACCAAAUGGCUUCACAGGAAACCCAAAUCCAAAUACCUCAUCCCCCUCUUCAUGGCUUCCCUUCUCUUCACCCUCUCCCUCUUCCUCUUCUUCUCCCUCUCCUCCGCCUCCCACCGUAAUCACCCUCAAUCCCCGCCAGAAAUUCCCCAAAUCUCCCUCGCCUGCAAGGCCACACGUGACCCUGUCACGUGCCAGACCUCCCUCUCGCACUCUAACCAAGUCCCCACCAACCCCACCCCGUCGCAAAUGAUCCAGGCCGCCGUGUGGGUUUCUUCCGAAAACCUCAAAACUGCCGUGGUUAAAGUUCAGUCUAUCCUGGACUCUUCCGCAGACAGUAAGAACCGGUCCAACGCAGCUAGGAACUGUUUGGAGCUGCUCGGGUAUUCGGGGCACCGGACUCAAUCGGCUUACGACGCUCUGCCACAUGGCAAAAUCAAGGACGCACGUGCGUGGUACAGUGCCGCUUUAACGUAUCAGUACGACUCCUGGUCGGCGUUGAAAUAUGUUAACGACACGAAGUUGGUGGGCGAAACGAUGUCAUUUUUGGAUUCUUUGAUGGGUUUGACGAGCUUCGCGUUGAGCAUGAUGGUGUCGUUUGAUAAUUUCGGUGACGAUUUCAACACAUGGCGGGCGCCGCAGACGGAGAGGGCCGGGUUCUGGGAGAAGGACGGGGCGGGCGCUAGCCAGCCGGGGUUUGACGGCGGGUUGCCGUCGAAGUUGUCGGCGGACGUGACGGUGUGUAAGGACGGGAGUUGUAAUUACAAGACAGUGCAGGACGCCGUCAACGCGGCCCCGGAUAAUGUGGUGACACGUAGGUUCGUUAUUAAUAUAAAGGCGGGAGUUUACAAGGAGAUCGUUAGGGUGGCGUUUGAGAAAAAGAAUGUGGUGUUCUUAGGAGACGGGAUGGGUAAAACUGUAAUUUCCGGUUCUUUGAAUACGGGCCUGAUGGGAAUUACGACAUUCAAUACUGCCACAGUUGGAGUUGUUGGAGAUGGGUUCAUGGCGAGUGGUGUCACGUUCCAGAACACAGCAGGUCCAGAAGCGCACCAAGCAGUUGCCUUCAGAUCAGAUAGUGAUCUAUCCAUUGUCGAGAACUGUGAAUUCCUGGGCAAUCAAGACACGCUCUAUGCUCACUCCCUCCGCCAGUUCUACAAAAACUGCCGCAUCCAGGGCAAUGUGGACUUCAUUUUCGGAAACUCGCCUGCAUUUUUCCAGGAUUGCCAUAUCUUAAUUGCUCCGCGGCAAGUCAACCCAGAAAAAGGCGAGACCAAUGCCGUCACAGCUCAUGGCAGAACUGACCCUGCUCAAUCGACAGGUUUCGUUUUCCAGAACUGUCUGAUCAAUGGCACCGAAGAUUACAUGAAGCUUUAUCAUAGUAAGCCUAAUGCGCACAAGAAUUACCUCGGACGACCAUGGAAGGAAUUCUCGAGGACGGUUUUGAUUCACUGUACCUUAGAAGCACUUAUACAACCAGAUGGCUGGUUGCCUUGGAGCGGCGACUUUGCUCUGCAAACGCUCUACUUUGGAGAAUUUGAGAAUUCCGGACCUGGAUCCGAUACUUCUAAAAGAGUUGCGUGGAGUAGCCGGAUUCCAGCGGAGCAUGUUAAUACAUAUUCAGUGCAGAAUUUUAUUCAAGGGAAUGAAUGGAUUUCUGAAAGUCAUUAAUUUGGGAAUGUAAAUCCCUUUGUAACUACACUGUAUCUUUAAUCUUUCCGUAUUUCUAUGGCCUUAAUCGGGUUUAGUCUGAGUUAAAACUUUAAUAUAAAGAAAGUUGUCUCUUUUGAAA